Trachemys scripta elegans is the source of this 2536-nucleotide messenger RNA. Its product is annotated as protoheme IX farnesyltransferase, mitochondrial. Gene Ontology annotation, cellular component: mitochondrial membrane; mitochondrion. NCBI's taxonomy places the organism in Eukaryota, Metazoa, Chordata, Testudines, Emydidae. The transcript has 7 exons. The record is from RefSeq and is a predicted model, not a curated record. Bases 79 to 1407 code for a protein of 442 amino acids. Gene Ontology annotation, biological process: heme biosynthetic process. Gene Ontology annotation, molecular function: protoheme IX farnesyltransferase activity.
GUUUGGCGGUCGAACCGGGCAAGAUGGCGGCGCCCAGGCGGUGAGGGGUGAAGGGAGCGGGAGGUGCCGUUGCGGGUUAUGAGCGCGGCCCGGCGCUGCGGCCCACCCCGGGCUCUCACAGGAUUAUUUGUCUGGCACCUUCUGAAACCAGCAGUAUGGCAAAUGCCAUGCAAGUUUAUGCACUGUUGUGGAGUAGCCAAUAAAAGAUGGAUUACAUUUCAGCACCUUAACUUCCUCAAACGAAUGUAUGUAACACAGUACAACAAAGACCUCAGUCAGCAAGCAAAACCGAAGUCAGAUCCAGUUGCACCUCCUUUCCUUGAGAAAAAACAUUUGGGUCAAGAAAAAACAGUUCUACGUGAGAUCAGACCAGUUUCACCUCUCCACCCACCUUUGUCUGAGACUUCGAACAGAAAUGAGUUCAAAGCAGUAAAUUCAGCUGCAAUUGUAGAAGACUUGGCAACAGCCGUAGGAGCAGAAUCCAAAGAAGAAAAACAGUGGAAAGAAAUGAAGCUACAACUGGAUGAUUUACCAGGAAUUUUGGCACGUUUGUCCAAAAUCAAACUUACAGCUCUGGUUGUGAGUACCGCAUCUGCUGGGUUUGCUAUGGCUCCGGUCCCUUUUGACCUAACUUGUUUCCUGCUUACCUCCAUUGGAACUGGACUUGCUUCCUGUGCAGCCAAUUCCAUCAAUCAGUUCUUUGAGGUUCCCUUUGACUCGAAUAUGAACAGGACAAAAAACAGACCCCUGGUGCGAGGACAGAUCAGCCCUCUGCUUGCAGUGUCCUUUGCAGCCUCCUGUGCAGUUCCAGGAAUCGCCCUGCUGACCCUGGGAGUAAAUCCUCUCACUGGGGCGCUGGGAGCCUUCAACAUUUUCCUGUACACGUGUUGUUACACACCGAUGAAAAGAAUGAGCAUUGUCAACACGUGGGUGGGAGCUGUUGUUGGUGCCAUUCCCCCCAUCAUGGGCUGGACUGCAGCUACUGGCAGCCUUGAUGCUGGCGCGUUGCUGUUGGGAGGAAUUCUCUAUUCCUGGCAGUUUCCUCAUUUCAAUGCCCUGAGCUGGGGCCUCCGGGAGGAUUACUCACGAGGAGGAUACUGCAUGAUGUCCGUCACUCACCCUGCGAUGUGCCGGCGGGUUGCUCUGCGUCACUGCUUGGCCUUAAUUGGACUCUCAACAAUGGCCCCCAUCCUCGAUGUCACCACAUGGAAUUUUCCGCUCAUUUCACUCCCUAUCAACCUGUACAUUUCCUACCUCGGCUUUCGGUUCUACAGGGAUGCAGAUCGCAGCAGCUCUAGGAAACUUUUCUUCUGCAGCCUGUGGCACUUACCAAUGCUUCUGCUUCUCAUGCUCACAUGUAAGAAAUCUCUGAUAGAGAAAGAAGACAAAAGCGAGCUUCUGAGUUGAAAUCAGGUUGCCUUAAUGUCAAUUAGAGCUAAUGACACCUAUUUUUAUUUUCAAGCAGAGGGUCUUUUGCUAAUUAUGGGCGGGAAAAUCUAUGGCAGUGUGUUUAAAGAGAAUCCCUUGUGCCCGGUGACCACUUUACAUAAUUGUUUUCUAAUUUCUUUUUAGAGGGAGGAACUUGGGGGACUUAAAUGGCUCAUGGGCUUGGUCAAUGGGAUCAAAGCCCCUUUCACUCCUUAGGUCAUGAGUUAAAAUCCAGCCGAGGUGAAAAAGGAAUCAUGUUCCCUUGGCUUCCUGCUAGCCUAUGUGAAAUGAGUUUGGUGACCAGUGCAAUGAGGUAAAUGAGUGAAAUGAGCAGGUAUCUAAUGGCAGAAGCACCAGCCCCACAAUGGGCCCUCAUCAUUGACAUUCUUAGUGAGGAAGCCCAGGAGACUUGUUGGAUACUGAGCUUUCCUCUUGCCCCCUGUGAGCAGGUAUUCUGUCCAGAAUAGGCUUGAGGCACAUUGGCAGGGUAGUGAGGGGGAAGCUUGCAUUGCCCCUGUCAUGCCAUCCCUGUUCUGUGACUAAAUGGAGGACUUCGAUUUCCAGGACUGUCAAUCCGACACCUUUCACAAGGAUUCAGUUCACUUUCGGAUAUUUUCAGAGAACCCAGAUUAUUUUCUAUUCUGUCUUCAGCACUUUGUAGAUCAUACAACACACACAGCACAUUAGCAUCUAGGAAAGCCCUUCAAGAAAUUUCACAAGUUUGCCAGUGUCCUUGUCACCCUGAUAUAAAAACUUGACAGCGUUCUUUAAUGGUACAGGACGACUCUGGUCUCAAUUACACUGGUGUAAAUCAGGAGUGACUCCAUUGCCCUCGGUCUCUGUUGGCAAUAGUGCUCUAUGGGAACAGAAUCAGGUGUUUUAAAUGCCAUUUAAACAAUCAGACAUAAGAUGCUUUCCUCUCUCUAUUGAUUGCAGAUAACAGUGCUGAAUCCCUGUUACUGUUUUUCUGAAAUAGACUCCAUUGUAUUCAGGUUGUUUACUGUGGGAACACUGCAUAGGAAUACCUGGAAACAGUCUACAACCCAGUACAGCUUCUCAAUUUGUAAAAUAUAUGAGUUUGUUCUGCAAUAAAACAUACUGUACAAGA